AUGGAGGCGCCGGGAGCCCGGAGUGCGCUCGCCUGUGCCGUGCGGGCGCUCUGCGUCCUCAGCUGCCUGUUAGGCCCUUUAGCCGCGGCGCCUGCGCCCAUCAUCAAGUUCCCUGGCGACGUCGCCCCCAAAAUGGACAAAGAGUUGGCUGUGCAAUACCUGAACACCUACUACGGCUGCCCCAAGAACAGCUGCAACCUGUUUGUGCUGAAGGACAAGUUGAAGACCAUGCAGAAGUUCUUUGGCCUGCCUCAGACGGGGAUGCUGGACCAGAAAACCAUCCAGACCAUGCGGAAACCUCGCUGCGGCAACCCUGACGUGGCCAACUACAACUUCUUCCCCCGCAAGCCCAAGUGGGACAAGAACGAGAUCACAUACAGGAUCAUCGGCUACACGCCUGAUCUGGACCCCGAGACGGUGGAUGACGCCUUCGCUCGAGCCUUCCAGGUCUGGAGUAACGUGACGCCCCUGCGCUUCUCACGCAUCCAUGAUGGAGAGGCUGACAUCAUGAUCAACUUUGGCCGCUGGGAGCAUGGGGACGGGUACCCCUUUGAUGGCAAGGACGGCCUCCUGGCACACGCCUUCGCCCCAGGCCCUGGAGUCGGUGGGGACUCCCACUUUGACGACGACGAGAUGUGGACGCUGGGAGAAGGACAAGUGGUGCGUGUGAAGUACGGAAACGCCGACGGGGAGUUCUGCAAAUUCCCCUUCCUGUUCAAUGGCAAGGAGUACCACAGCUGCACUGACACAGGCCGCAGCGACGGCUUCUUCUGGUGCUCCACCACCUACAACUUCGACAAGGAGGGCAAGUACGGCUUCUGUCCCCACGAAGCCCUGUUCACCAUGGGUGGUAACGGCGACGGACAGCCCUGCAAGUUCCCGUUCCGCUUCCAGGGCACAUCCUAUGACAGCUGUACCACGGAGGGUCGCACUGACGGGUACCGCUGGUGCAGCACUACCGAGGACUAUGACCGAGACAAGAAGUACGGCUUCUGCCCUGAGACCGCCAUGUCCACCGUGGGCGGGAACUCAGAAGGUGCCCCCUGCGUCUUCCCCUUCACCUUCCUGGGCAAACAGCACGAGGGCUGCACCAGCGCAGGCCGCGGCGACGGGAAGAUGUGGUGCUCCACCACCAGCAGCUACGAUGAUGAUCGCAAGUGGGGCUUCUGCCCCGACCAAGGGUAUAGCCUGUUCCUUGUGGCAGCCCACGAGUUUGGCCACGCGAUGGGGCUGGAGCACUCUCAGGACCCUGGAGCCCUGAUGGCGCCCAUUUACACCUACACCAAGAACUUCCGCCUGUCCCAGGAUGACAUCAAGGGCAUUCAGGAGCUCUAUGGGGCCUCCCCUGACACUGAUGUUGGCACCGGCACUGGCCCCACCCCCACACUGGGGCCCGUCACUCCUGAGAUCUGCAAACAAGACAUUGUCUUUGACGCCAUCUCUCAGAUCCGUGGGGAGAUCUUCUUCUUCAAGGAUCGGUUCAUUUGGAGGAUGGUGACACCAAAUGAAAAGCCCACGGGGCCUCUGCUGGUGGCCACAUUCUGGCCUGACGUCCCGGAAAAGAUCGACGCGGUGUAUGAGGCCCCACAGGAAGAGAAGGCUGUCUUCUUUGCAGGGAAUGAAUACUGGGUCUACUCUGUCAGCACCCUGGAUCGAGGUUACCCCAAGCCGCUGACCAGCCUGGGGCUGCCCGCUGAUGUCCAGCGAGUGGAUGCAGCCUUUAACUGGAGCAAGAACAAGAAGACGUACAUCUUUGCCGGGGACAAGUUCUGGAGAUACAAUGAGGUAAAGAAGAAGAUGGAUCCUGGCUUCCCCAAGCUCAUUGCGGAUGCCUGGAACGCCAUCCCGGAUAACCUGGAUGCUGUGAUGGACCUGCAGGGCAGUGGUCACACCUACUUCUUCAAGGGAGCCUAUUACCUGAAGCUGGAGAACCAAAGUCUGAAAAGCGUCAAGUUCGGCGGCAUCAAAUCUGACUGGCUGAGCUGCUGAGCCGGGCUGGCUCCCGCCGGCCCUGCCUCCCUCUCUCUCCAUCGCCGUCCACGCACGGGGGCCCUGAGCACCAGGGGAGGACCCGGAUGGGGCUGGCAGCCCCUCCUCCAACUCUGUAGCUAAUCAGCCUUCUCACCUCCACCUGGUCAUCUCAGCUUCUGAAGCGCGGCCUCACCCUGGGCCCAAGGAAAGGUGCUGAUGAUACCCAUUCUCCCCUAGUCCCAUCCGUCUUCAAGAGCCACCCCAAACACAUGCUUUGAGAUUGUCAACGCAGCCCUGCCUUGGGCUUUCCUGGUGCUGUUCCCACUUCAGGGUCUUCUCCCUCCAUAACCUCUGUGGCUCUCAGCAUCCUUAGAGCCAACAGAGACUGUCUCAAGAGGCCACUGGUGGCCUGACAGCUGGCCUGACAUGGGACAGUGGGACGGGGCAUGGCCAGGUGGUCACCCCAAACACCUGCCCUCUUACUGCUGGAUGCCUUCAAACCUUUCAGACGUUAGCAGUUUGCUUUGUAUGCACUUUGUUCUUUUAUUUUUGACCUACCCACCCCAGCCCCUGCCCCCUACUUUGAAAUUCAUUUCCUGACCGAAGGACUCAGGUUGUGUGACGUCACUGCACAGUGGCUCUCAGCGCACGGAGCGCUGUCCCUCCUGCACCCUAAUUAGUGUGGCCCCACCCAUCACUUCCUCUACUGGAUGGAGGAAAACAAGACAUGUCUCUACUCA
This is a messenger RNA of Echinops telfairi (small Madagascar hedgehog), 2711 nucleotides long. It is a transcript of the gene MMP2, whose product is annotated as matrix metallopeptidase 2. The transcript is spliced from 13 exons. The record is from RefSeq and is a predicted model, not a curated record. Gene Ontology annotation, molecular function: metalloendopeptidase activity; zinc ion binding. Bases 1 to 1989 code for a protein of 662 amino acids. Gene Ontology annotation, cellular component: extracellular matrix. Lineage: Eukaryota; Metazoa; Chordata; Mammalia; Afrosoricida; Tenrecidae. Gene Ontology annotation, biological process: tissue remodeling; proteolysis; collagen catabolic process.